UGAAGACUGAGAGCAGGUGCAUUUGACAUCCAGCAGUUUCUUUGUUGAGGUCUAACUUUUUGGUAAAGAUGAGUGAAACUCCAGUUAAACGGCCGCUGUUGAAGAUGCAACGGGUGGAAGAUGGGGUGGAAAAGGAGAACUGUAAGACUAAAAUGGAUGGAGGAUCAUCCCCUUCUUUAUACCCACCGUCCCCCAGUCUCCCAGUCAAGAGGAGGCUGGUGUUAGUCGAGAACAUUGGCAUUGUGCAGGAGGAGAAUGAACAGCAGAUCUGUGGGGGCGCUGAAAACACUCCAACUGGAAAUGGAAAUCCACCCACCCCUCUGACCCCAAGGGCCACGGACCUUACAGUAUGCAACAUGUCUGCCAGUCCUCCUCCCGUGUCCCCAAAACUGGAUCGUUGGAUCAGGCAGAAAAAUCGAGACCUGACCCUGCGCAAGAAUGACAUCCAGCGGUCCGCUAAGAUUGUCAACCACCUCCGAGACAAACUGCUGGAGUUCCUGAAGAACAACCAGGAGAGGCCCUACUUCAGGCAGGCCACCGUGCUCAACAGCGGGAGCUACUUUGAAAUGGUCAAGAUCAACAGUCCAAACGAGUUUGACAUGAUGAUGAUUUUGCCGACGCCGCGGCUGAAAUGGGAGGACCUGGACGAGUGCCCUGACAUAUUCUACACGCUGCGUCUCACCCGGCCCACUCGCACCCACGAGAUUCGCUCCUAUCUGCUGAAGGACGAGAGGACCAUCUCGGCUUCCAGGAUCCGGGCAGACAUGCGCGACCUUGUGUGCAACUUCAUCAGCACCUAUGAAGAUCCACCAGUGGCCGAUAGCCAUUGGGAAGUGUGCGAGAUAAAAGAGGACUGUCCUGCUGUGACCUUGGAGUUAUGGAAGGACGACAUUAAGCUUGAAGAGCGGCAGGAGGAGGAGGCGGAGAUGUCCGUAGACAUCGUGCCCACCCUGGGGGUCAGCCAGGGCUGGCCGGACGCAGCUCGCAAGGGGCCCAACGUGGGCAACUGGCUGGGGAAGAACGCCCUCCGCAAGCUCGUCAGCCAGCCGUUCUACUUCGUGCCAAAGACGCCAAAAGGCGACAACCUCAGUGAGACUGCCAGAGAGAGUUGGCGCAUCUCCUUUUCUCACAUUGAGAAGGACAUCAUUAGGAACCAUGGGAACAGACGCACCUGCUGUGAGGGGAAGAGCAAUCGCUGCUGCCGUAAGAACUGUCUUCGCCUGCUGAAGCAGCUGAUCGAAGGCCUGAAGCAGCGCUUUCCUGAGGUGCUGGAGCCCCUGUGCUCUUACCAUGGCAAGACUGCCUUCUUCCAUGCGCUGUCCCGCCACGGUGAGGACACAUACUGGGCCGUGGGCAACCUCGCCAGCUGCUUCAUGUCUCUCCUCUACGCCUUUGAGGGCCACGCUCAAAGUGGCCUACUCCCCCAUUUCUUUGUGCCGAGCCACAACUUGUUUGCUCCACCGGCCUUCCCCCAGAGCACCUUGGAUUUCCUCGUGGCUGCGCUGAAGGAGCAACGGGAGUCGAAUCUUCCCCUCCUUCAAAUCCGAGCGCCUGCACCUCCACUGAGGAGGUCACCGAGCAGCGCCUUAGACCUGAUGCCUCCAGUGUCCGCCACCGUGACAGCAAGCUGGCUUUCUCACCUGAAACCUGCGAUGAUGGCUAUGCUGAUGGUUGUUGUUCUAGGAUUGUAUUUGAUUUGAUUUGAUUUGAUUUAAUGUUAUUUCAUUUGACUUGACUUAAUUUCUUCAGUUUAUGGAAAUAACAUAAAUCAGUGUGAUAUCUGUUUUCUUGCUUCAUCAUCUGUCCUCUUUUCAUCUGUAAUAGGCCUACUGGCCUACAGCUAUUGUCUUUUAAGAUGUUUUAUAUAUAUUAAUGUUAUGAUGUCUCCUGCGCUUCUCUGUCUCCAUGCUUUAAAUAAACACACUAUAUA
Molecule: messenger RNA, 1930 nt
Organism: Engraulis encrasicolus (European anchovy)
Lineage: Eukaryota; Metazoa; Chordata; Actinopteri; Clupeiformes; Engraulidae
Product: cyclic GMP-AMP synthase
Exons: 8
Coding region: 69-1700 (543 amino acids)
Biological process (GO): positive regulation of defense response to virus by host; cellular response to exogenous dsRNA; activation of innate immune response
Cellular component (GO): cytosol; nucleus; site of double-strand break
Molecular function (GO): chromatin binding; double-stranded DNA binding; 2',3'-cyclic GMP-AMP synthase activity
Source: RefSeq, a predicted model, not a curated record